CGUCCGGCGGAUGUUGAUCUGGCGCCGAGGACUACGGCCGGCGCGAUGGCGUCCGGUGACGGGAAGCCGGGCUGCAUAUUCGACCACCACGUCCAGACGGCGGUGUGUGACUCGCGGGCCAAAUACCGGGAGGGCCGACGCCCUCGUGCGGUCAAGGUAUAUACAAUCAAUUUGGAAUCUCAGUACUUAUUGAUACAAGGCGUUCCUGCAGUGGGAGCCAUGAAGGAAUUAGUUGAGCGAUUUGCUCUGUAUGGUGCGAUUGAACAGUAUAACGCUCUAGAUGAAUACCCAGCUGAAGAAUUUACAGAAGUUUAUCUCAUUAAAUUUGUGAAAUUACAGAGUGCAAGGAUAGCUAAGAAAAAGAUGGAUGAACAGAGUUUCUUUGGUGGGUUACUUCAUGUGUGCUAUGCUCCAGAAUUUGAGACAGUUGAAGAAACUAGAAAAAAAUUAGAAGAGAGAAAGGCUUAUAUUGCAAGAGCUACUAAGAGCAAAGACUACCACAUGACAAAGAAGAAACUGGCUCCAGAGCAAAGAGGAACAAAAGAUUCUAGACAAGAUCUCCAUCCACAUACGCCUGGACUCUGUGCACCUGCUCUGAGCACUUCCCCGGAGAGUUCGAGUCCUUGUCCCCCUUAUUCUUGUGACUUGCCUUUAUGCUAUUUUGCCUCCCAAAGCACGUGUUUACCUGGGGAACGUGUGGACAGAGCAUCAAAUUCUCGCAGUAGCAGUAGGAACCAUAGUGAACUAUCAAAGCAUUGUAACUACAGUGCCUUUCUCCCAAAACUACAGAUGAACACUUACAGUAAUUCACUACCUUGCUCUAGUGUGCAGGAGGCCAUUACUACCUCAGAGUCAGUUGGCAGAUUUAUGCCUAGGACAACACAGCUGCAGGAGAGGAAAAGAAGGAGAGACUGUGCUCGCGAGCUUGGAACUUUUCCUGAAACAGACACAGGCAGUAACGAGCCUGUGAUUGGACCUAAGUUACCAGGUAUUCCCACAGUGGAUCUGCAGGAUGAUUCCUUGAAUACAACAGCAAACUUAAUUCGGAGUAAACUUAAAGAGGUGAUUUCAUCUGUGCCAAAGCCUCCAGAGGACAGAUUGGAAGAUGUGCAUCCAAGUCACCCACGAAAACAAAGAAGAAGAAUAUAGCUUGCUAGCCAUUUAGUCUUGUUUUCUCUUUCUUUUUUCGCUUUGAGCCAGGGUCUCACUGGGUAGCCCUGACUGGCCUGGAACUUGCUAUGUAGACCAGGCUGGCCCUGGGCCUCUGCCACCUGGGUGUUGGUAUUAAAGGUGUGUGCAAACACAACCAAGCUAAAUAAGUAUUUUCUGGAGAGAACCUUUCUUUGUUUUAAUUCUCUAAGAUAUCUCACUACUGGUGUUUUACUGUCAACUAUUUUCUUGAUUUAUUUAUUUAUUAUGUAUACAGCAUGUAUGACUGCAGGCCAGAAGAGGGCACCAGAUCUCAUUAUAGAUGGUUGUGAGCCACCAUGUGGUUGCUGGGAAUUGAACUCAGGACCUCUGGAAGAGCAGUCAGUGCUCUUAACCUCUGAGCCAUCUCUCCAGCCCCUUGUAUUUCUUUUAAACUGUUUGCAAAUGUUUCUUUCUUUUUUUUGGAUCUACACUCAAUGUGGCAGAAACAGUUCUUUUCAUACUGUAUUAGUUCUUAUAUUACAAUAUUUAAAUUGCUUGAAACAAAUACAAAACUAGAUGCAAAUAAGGACAGUCAAGAUCUGACUUUAAUUCAGGUUUUUGAGCAAUUGGUGUUCAAAAACUAGCAGGUGGUUUGUUUCUGAAUACCAGGGCUUCAAAAUGAAGGCAGUUCUGUGAAGGGAAAAAUGCCAAUAAAACGUUAGAACAAAGUUGGUAUUAGAGAUGUACAUGCUAUUGUAACUUCUAAGAAUAACUUACAUGAACUAUGGCAAUCUAUAGACUAAUCAGUGUUGGCCAUUCUCGAUUUCUACCCUGGCAGCACAUGUGUGCUCUUCUUCUGUCAAUGGACCAUGUAAUUUUGUACUAUUUCCAUCUUCUUUUCUGGGAAGAAUAGACUGAGGAGGCCCGUCCUGCACCGCGUGCGGUACGCACGUCGGUGCUCGUCCCUAGGGCCUUCUUCAGUGGGUUUUUCUGGCGGUGUCCUAAGAAUAAGGUCGACUUCAGUAGCCAUGGUGUACAGUCAGCUCUGCCAGGGUGGCUUUUCAGUGCCCGAUGAUGCCACGGGAACUGCCAACAAGGGCUCAGGUGACUACAUAGAUGGCCGUGCUGAAAUCUCAGGUGAAAGGUCUGUUAGCAGCUGAGCACUGAGCUGGAAAGAAGAAACGCUCUGGGAUGAGGCUGCUCAGAUGUAAGCGGGCGCUGCGCCGUUCCUCAGGGCACAGUGUGUGACAGCGACGGGAGGAGGACCGGGGUUGUUUAGUGCAGUGGCUUGCGCUGCCACAGAUGAGGGGUUGGAGAUUGGACCGUACUGCUAAAUGGUUAAGAUCAUUUUCCAUGUGUGCGGGGUGUAGCAAUCCAGAAACUUCUCUUAGGGCCUUCAUGGGAGAAGUUGUUAUGUGGUUCUCUGUCGUAAGUGCAUUCCUGAUCUGUUUUGUGAGUGUGAGAAGAAUGUUUGAUUAUCCAUCUUCACCAACAUACACAGCAGGGGUCAUGAGAAGAAAGGAAUGUGCCAUGGCAAGCAGGGAAGGAGAAAGGAGGUGACAGGCGGCCUCCUCCUGAGUGCCCAGCAGUAGAGGUCACAAGAGCACACUGCAGUGGAACUGGCUGCUGGCUGCUCCAUCCUGAAUGGUCUCCCCAGCCUGUUCAUUUUGUUACACGCUGUGUUCAAACACCAGUCUCUCUCUCUCUCUCUCUCCCUCUGUGCCCGUGUGUGUGUGUGUGUGUGUGUGUGUGUGUACAUACACAUGCACAUGUAUGUGUGAAGACACCUUUCUUUUUCUUUUUCCCUGCUUGACAUGGUACAUGCAUAUUCCUUCUUUGUGUGGCCAAGAGGUAGCAGGCUAAGUCAAGUCUGCUAACUAUAAUUAUUGAAAUAGUAAAGCCGUCUUUAGCCCCAAACUGGAAUGAGCUGAUGACUUUAUGAUUGUCUGCAAUUUGGCAAUGGGCUGAAGCUACACAGUGAGAGGCUAGCGUGUAUUAUUUUCUAGUCCUUGACGUUUUUCCCUUCAUUGGGCCAGCAAGAUGGCUCACUGUGUAAAGGCACUUGCUUAGAAACCCAACUACCUCAGUUCAAUUCUCUGGGACCCACAUGGCGGCAGGAGAGAACAGGCUCCUACAAACUGACUUCGGACCUCCACACAGGCGUUGUCCUAGAUCGGAAGAGCUCGUAGUUCCUGGAUUUGGGGUUUGGAAAUGUACCAAGCUGCAAUAAAUGAGGUGGAAUUUUUAA
This is a messenger RNA of Peromyscus maniculatus bairdii (prairie deer mouse), 3379 nucleotides long. It is a transcript of the gene Rbm48, whose product is annotated as RNA binding motif protein 48. The record is from RefSeq and is a predicted model, not a curated record. Gene Ontology annotation, molecular function: nucleic acid binding. Gene Ontology annotation, cellular component: nucleoplasm. Lineage: Eukaryota; Metazoa; Chordata; Mammalia; Rodentia; Cricetidae.